Messenger RNA from Brassica rapa (field mustard), 2914 nucleotides. RefSeq lists its product as uncharacterized. Lineage: Eukaryota; Viridiplantae; Streptophyta; Magnoliopsida; Brassicales; Brassicaceae. The record is from RefSeq and is a predicted model, not a curated record.
UAUUUAAAAAAAAAUCUUUAUAAUUUUAAAAGUUAACAUCGACAAAUAUUUAAAUUAUUAACAUGUCGAGGUAUAGUAUUACAACAUUAAAUUAUAUCUAUUUAUAUUAUACUAUCUAUAAAUUCAAUGGAUUAUAUGUUGUUUAAAUCCAAUUAUUUAUAGCCCAAUAAAAAUUUCUGGUAGACCCAAAAUUUAAAUGAUAAGAUUAGAGAUUAAAUGUAAGAUGACUUUCUAAGAAUAUGUCAAUUAGAUCCAUUUUAAAAAAAAAAUCACACAUGAAUCAAGAUUGUGACUUCUGUUUUUUAAUUUAUAAAAUACAUAAUUUGUUAAAUAACAAUUUUGUUCAAGAAAGUAACAAUAUUAUGCAAAUAAAUCAAAAUAUAUGUAGGACAGGUCGAAGAAAAAACUUCAAAAAAUAAAUGUUCUAAGACCCUUUAAAAUUACGAAAUUAUUAGUUCUAAAGCCAAAGUAAAAUUUAAUUAGUAUAUUCUGGACAAUUAUUUUACAUUAAAUAUAAAUAAGAAAGAUAAAAAAAUAUUCAGACCAUAUCUAAAAUUUAAUUUAUUAGUUUUGCUCAUUAUGUUAUACAUAACUUUUAAUAAUAAAAAUAGUAAGUUCUUUUUUUUUUGAAACAUCUAAAAAACAAGUUUUUAUUAUUAUAAAUUUCGUUAGACAAAAUACUGAAAAUAAUUCUAAAAUUGUCUAACGGCAUAUAUUUUAUAACAUAUAUAUAAAUAUAUAAAAUAUAAAUACAAAACAUAUAACAAAAAUUAUAAAAAAAAUUUCGGGCGUAGUCCGGACUUAGUAUCUUUAUAUAUAAAAGACAGUUUAAUCUCUUCUUAGGCCAUCCACGUUCACUUCCUCUCGCGUCGACACGUGUCACUGACGACGAGGUGCUGCGUUUCAUUAAACUGAACAUGUUAUCUUCUGGGCCUCGCUCGAUCUUUCUGUGAUGGGCCUUUACACUCACAGCCCGAACGAUGUCACGACGUCUCCAACCCUAAGACACAUUACUCUCGCGUAACCCUUUUCUGCGCCGGCGACGCGUGACGUCUUCGAUUCCUUCCUCUUCGAUGAAACGGCCGGAGUUAUGUCGUCGUCUUUAUUCCAAUUGCAUUCAAUCCCUCGCUCAUUCAAUCCCUCCCUCAGACUCUUCGAUGCGCCAUUUGAACCCGAGCAGAUCUGUAUAAAUAUGUAAGUAUCUAUAGAUCUCCAGCGCAUCAUCUCUUUCUUUCUCUUGAGACUUUCUGAUUCCUGUUGCUAUGUCUAUUUCGAGAGUCUUCUUCUCUGACCUGAAGUCCGGCAAAUGCUCCUCCGUCGUCGAGGCCCGGCUUCUACGGUUCUGGGAGGCGAGGAACGUCAAACGCGGUGGCGAGCUGAUGUGGGUCGAUAUGCUACUUAUGGACGUGAAUUCGACUUUGAUCCAAGCUACUAUCAACGCGAAUCGGCUUCCAAGGUUCCGAGAUAGGCUCGCCGCCGGGACGAUGUACUCUGUUUCUGGCUUUGACGUGGCUCGCUGUGCUCAGAACUUCAAGCUUGUGGACUCUUCUUUGAUGAUCCGGUUUAACGAUUCCACCGAGUUUGACGUGUUAUCUGAUCCGGUCUCGCCAAUACCGGCAGAGGGAUUCCGGUUCCGUAACCAGACCGAGUUGGUUGGUUUAGCCAAUACAAACACUCAGCUUCCAGAUAUUAUUGGUGAAAUCGUGGCGGUGAAGAGCACCGUGUCUGACCCUCCGGAGGAUAAGAACCGUGUCAUGGUCACCGUCAAAUUAGAAAAUGAUGUGUCUGUCACUCUUAGUCUGUUUGACGCUCAAGCCGUUUUAUUCCACCAGAAGCUUGGAGGCAUGCGUGAUGAUCCUAAAGUGAUUGUUGCCACAAGCAUAAACCCGAAGAUGGUUGGAGGUCGUUUAUUCCUCAACGCAACGUCAGGAACACAUGUUUAUUAUGAUAAGGAGACACAUGCAGGAGAGUCUUUAUUUUACCGAUUGGUGGCUAGAGACACUGGUCUUCCGUCUGCCGCACCUCUCUUGAAGUCUUAUGCGAAGGUUGAGACUGUGACAAUUGCAGAGCUUAACCAUUUUAUCACUACGGAUUCGCCACAGGAAAUAGAUUUCUUAUGCACUGCGAGAGUUUCUCGGGUUGAAUCGGACAAAGGGUGGUGCUAUGUUGCGUGUUCUAAGUGCAGCAAGAAAUUGCAACGCACUGUCACUUCUUUCGAAUGUGCACGCUGUAAUAACCCUCAUGCGGUCGGAUCUUUACGUUAUCGCGUUGAGAUGGUUGUAACUGAUGAUACUGCUGAAGGGACAUUUGUUUGCUUUGAUGGUGUUAUGACGAAGUUGCAUAAUCUCCGGGCAAGUGAGGCGGUCCAGUUACUGGCUGAAGAAGGAGUGAACCCUGAGGAUUCCGUGAUGCCUCCGUUCGUUGCAGGAAUGGAACGCAAGACCUACACUUUCCAAGUCCGUGUCACGCCCUACAACUUCACCGUCAACCACCAGACGUUCACCGUGUCGCGUAUCAUCAAUGAGGUUGAGCGUGCACCAGCUCCAGAAUUUGUCGAUGAUGAAGGUGAUGACAAUGAUGAUGAUGAUGCGCCAGACGGGCCUAACAACCGUGUGGAGUCUGGUUCCGGCAAGGGCAAUUGUGAGACAUCAAAGAGAGCUGGAAAGGAGCCAGUCGGUAAUGUGCGUAAGAGGGCGCGUAUUGCUUAAGAUGGAUCUUCGAUAAUCAUCUCUCGAUAUUCUGCAGCUUAAUAAUGUUUCUGCAUUCUACUUUAUUGUCAUCUUUUUUCUAUCUAUGUUAUGGAUUUUCUACAUUCCAGUUGUUUUUUUUUUCAAACUCUCUACUUUAUGGUUGUUAUGAAUGCUUUUUAUAUUGAGUUGACAUAAGUUUAAAAAAGGAACAAGUUGAUGCUUUA